AUGCCCCCAAACUCCACGCUUCUCCUAAGCUCAUUCCAAAAGUUGCCCCGCCUUCGGCUCCGGAACUCCAUCCUCAACAGCAGCACCCCGCCAUCGUCUUCCCGGUCUUGCGCCUUUGGGUCUUUGUGCUCACCUACUACACCGACGACAUCGACGAAUACUACCCGCCGAGUAGCCAUCUACGACACACGGCGACAACAACCAUCCCAAAACCGCCGAUUCUUCGCAACCGGCGCCGAUCGUCAAGGACGAAACGUAGUACUACUCGGACAAGAAGUGGGCGUCGAGAGAAUCACAGACGAAAUGGCGGACCGGAUUCACCGCGUGACCAUGUUCAAGAUUGCCGACGAGGGGCAACAGAAGCAGUUGAUUGAGCAGUACAAGAUUUUGGGGGGCUCGCAUAAGAAGGACGGAAAGCCGUACAUCCUCUCCAUGGUCGUCGGACCGGCCGUCGACGACCCGCGAGCCCAGGGCUUCACCAUUGUCGCAAAGACCGAGUUCGCCUCGCUCGAGGACAUGAAGUACUACGACGACGAGUGCGCCGCUCACGGCGUUCUCAAGUCCUUUGUCAAGGGCAACCUCACCGUCGGCGGCGUUAUGUCCGUCUACUUCAAGCCUGAGGCCGUCUCCGUCUUGUAG
Messenger RNA from Colletotrichum paranaense, 639 nucleotides. Its product is annotated as stress responsive A/B Barrel domain-containing protein. NCBI's taxonomy places the organism in Eukaryota, Fungi, Ascomycota, Sordariomycetes, Glomerellales, Glomerellaceae. Bases 1 to 639 code for a protein of 212 amino acids. The transcript is spliced from 2 exons. The record is from RefSeq and is a predicted model, not a curated record.